Molecule: messenger RNA, 495 nt
Organism: Triticum turgidum subsp. durum (durum wheat)
Lineage: Eukaryota; Viridiplantae; Streptophyta; Magnoliopsida; Poales; Poaceae
Source: the annotation of a GenBank genome assembly
AUGGUACCAAGUGUGAGGAUCCUGGCUUUGGAUGUGCGUUGUGGAGUCUGCAGUUAUGCCAAGAUGAUCCCGGCUGUCCUCAGAUGCUUUCCGAAUGUUGAGACACUCCACAUCAUGGUGAAGCCCCUGUCUGGAGAAACUGGUCAACCCUCUGGCAAGCACAACCUUGAGUUCUUGAAUGAGUCUGGUACCAUAAAAUGCAUCCGCUCGUGCAUCAAACUGCUGGUUUUCCAUGAUUUCCGAGGGGAUCGAAGUGAGCUUGCUUUCCUCAAGUUUUUCUUUAAGAGUGCGUUGGUGCUGGAGGAGGCGUUGAUAGUGAUGGCAAAUGGAAGUUUCACUUUGAUGGAGGAUAUGCUUUCCAAAGUGAAGCCUCUGGGAUCCAUGAAACGGGCCAGUUCAGACUCCACAAUCACUAUUAACCCCCAAGGAGGUAGCAUUUGGAACUUUAAGAAAGCAUCCGACUUUUCUCUUUGCGACCCUUUCGCGAACGACUGA